GUUGUCAAAGUCGCUGUUUUGAGGUUAAGAAGGAAGGAACGACCUCAAAUACCUACUAACCUAAUCGCUUCGUGGCGCCUUUGAAAGCAGAAGGCCGUGACGUGGGAGGUGCCUUCCACCUCACCUGCAUCAUUCCACUUCAAUCCUCAUACACCUCUCCUCGCAUCUCCUGGUUUCAUUCGAAUCAAAGCAAGAGCAACAUCGUCAUCGCCCUUUCUUUCAAUUAAAGUCACAGGACAAGUGCUGACAAAAACCACGUUGUGCCUGAUUUACUAAGCACCCUGCAUUAUCAAGCACACAAACCAACCUUCACAGGGAACGAUGUAGGGUUACACAAAGUACCUACCUAUCUGCUUGCAACUCCCCUCAAGCGGUGGAUAAUAUAAUGGGAUGGGCUCUUUAUUGCGGAAAAUUGGUAAUGUAUUCAUCUCCUCGUACGUUUGCUUUGCGUCAAGUGAACUGGAGGGUGAGGGGAUGUCCACUUGCUCCCAGGGUACUUUGAAAGUGGACAUGUUAUAGCUUUGCAGUACUGUAUUAUUAUGUCUUCCUCUUUCCUACGUUAGAACUUGAUUUCUACUCCAUAUACUUCACAGCAGCAAUAAAACAAAACUUAGAAAAGAAACGUGGAGAGAUCACAAUACUAUAGCUCUCGAGUCCUAUCUUCCGACUGCAGGGCUAAGAAGUUAAUAGAAGAGAAGAGGAGAAAAGAGACGAUCCAAUGAAAUAUCGGUCGGUCAGCCUCGAUACAUGUGCAUAUGUACAACACCAUUGAACCUAACCCCAAAGAAGCAAUAGGUCCCAAUCGCCGCAUAUGCGGGGUAAUGGCGAAUAGAUUACCGCUUCAAGAAACCAUCAUUGUUUAUGUGAGUAUAGCAAGCAUGCAAGGCGAACUUAUUAUUAAUCACCCUCUACACAUCGUUUCAUACGUUAAUUAGGCUUGGGUUUCUUAUAGGGAUAGCUUGUUAAUCAUAUAUAAAGUCCGAAAUUCGAUAGAGAGGAUGUAAAGCCGUAGGUACUGUACUGUAUUGUGCUCGGUUGGAUAAGUUUGGUUUUGUCUAUAUAAGAGUAAGCUUCCUCUCCCAUCUCUUUAUCUUUUACACCCAUCUAUCUCAUCAACUCAGCUCUUCAUUCCCCCAUCCCACACCAUCCAUAACCCUUUCACCUACCUCACCUCACUCAACACCCCCUCCCACCCCUCACCUCAAACCAACAACCCACCAAUCCCCCAAAACCGAAAAAAAGAUGUCCAAAAUAAUCCUCAUCCUCGGCGCCGGAAAAAACGUCGGCCUCAGCAUCGCGAACCUCUUCUCAACCCACGGCUACAAAAUCGCGCUCGCCUCGCGUUCUGGGGCCCCUCUCGGGGAGGGGAAGGGGUUCCUUAGUAUCAAAGCGGAUUUUACGGAUCCCAAGAGUAUGGAGGGUGUUUUUGAGAGGGUGAAGAGGGAAUUGGGUGUUCCGAAUGUUAUUGUGUUCAAUGGUUUGUCAUUCCUGUUUCUUAAAACGAAUUCGAAGGGGAGUGAUAAAAAGAAAAAGGAGAGAUAAAGAAAAAUACAAAAAAAUGAAGAAGAUCUCACUAAUACCCACCCACCACCCAGCCUACCAAUCAACCUUCAACCCUUCUCCCUUCUCCCUCCCACUUUCCACCUUCUCGUCCGGCGUAGCAAUAAGCAUCACCUCCGCCUUCGCGGCCCUAAAAUACGCCAUCGAAGGCUUCGACACCCUCCCCGCUGACGUGAACAAAACAUUCAUUUACACGGGUAAUAAACUGAAUGUCGAGCCGUGGCCCCAACUCCUGGAUUUGGGUGUUGGAAAGGCGGCCGGCGCGCAUAUGGUGGUUGCUGCUGCGAAGGGGUAUGGUGGGAGUGGGUAUCGGUGAGAAAUUCCUUUUUCUUAUCUCUGUAUAUGUCUUUCUUCCUCUCUCUCUCUUCCUCGUCCUUCCUUAUCUCCAUCCAUCCCACCUCCCCCUCCCCUUUCUUUAAAUUCCACCUCAAACACGAUCCAACCCAACACCUAACACCUUCGGCACAGAUUCUACUACGCCGACGAAAGGAAAGCCGACGGUGACCCGGUGGGCACGCAAAUCAACGGCGAAAACCACGCGCAGUUCUUUUGGAAACUUGCUAGUGCCGCGGAGCAAGGUCCUUGUCUUGCGACGUUUGUGGUGAGUGAGUUUGUGGAUUUUGGGGGGUUGUGA
Messenger RNA from Hymenoscyphus albidus, 2194 nucleotides. The record is from the annotation of a GenBank genome assembly. NCBI's taxonomy places the organism in Eukaryota, Fungi, Ascomycota, Leotiomycetes, Helotiales, Helotiaceae.